Daphnia magna is the source of this 1363-nucleotide messenger RNA. It is a transcript of the gene Slbp, whose product is annotated as histone RNA hairpin-binding protein. Gene Ontology annotation, molecular function: mRNA binding; histone pre-mRNA stem-loop binding. Gene Ontology annotation, cellular component: histone pre-mRNA 3'end processing complex; cytoplasm. Lineage: Eukaryota; Metazoa; Arthropoda; Branchiopoda; Diplostraca; Daphniidae. Gene Ontology annotation, biological process: mRNA transport; mRNA 3'-end processing by stem-loop binding and cleavage. The coding region runs from base 441 to 1112 and encodes 223 amino acids. The record is from RefSeq and is a predicted model, not a curated record. The transcript is spliced from 3 exons.
ACUGGCGGGAAAAAAGUUCCAGAGUUAAACCAGAGAAAAGAGAUAGGGCACCCAGGGGAAGAUUGAACUUGACAGCUUUCGAGUUGCCCUCUAACGUUCAGUUCUUAUAUAGUGUGCCGUGCGUGCCAAACGAAAACGAAAAGUCGGGGCUGACAGAUCUAUAACUUGCAAGUCUGAAUGGGAGAAGGGGGACUAGUACCCGUCCAUGAUUCGCUGCUUGUUGCCAGAAGUAGUCGUAAGAUGGCAAUCCCUAAACAGAUAUGGCCGAUUUCCUCUUCGCUUUCGCAUCUGUUUAUGUUUGAGCAGCUUUUGCUUGAUUGAGCAACAAAAGGAGGCCUGUGAAAUCCUCAACUAUUUGCUGCUCAGAGAAAUAGUUUUCUAAACAGAUUUUUUAAAAUAUAUAAAGUUUUUGUUCACCUUUAGUCAAUUGUGGUGUUAAGAUGACUCCAAGGAAAUUAAUUAAAAAAGAAAAAGGUUCAGAUGGAGAAGAAAGCUUGCCUGAUAAGAGUCAUUCCACUCGUUUACUUCGGAAACGCGAAUGGGAUUCUGCAAGCAUUAUAAGUCCAGAAAGAGGGCCAGCACAAAACAAAGAACUUAGAAGAGAUAACUUGCAUUUGAAGCGGUCACUCACAUCCUCUUAUACCGAAACAGCAAAGAAAAAUUUGACUAAUACAGAGAAACUUUCAUCUUCUCUGUUGAAGGAGUCAAAAACUGAGGUAAAAGUUGAGAAACCAGAGCUUGAAACAGGGGACACUAGUGGCAGGAGCACCAAUACUUCAAAUGGUUUUGAGGAAGAUCCUUUGAUUCUCUCCCGGAGACAAAAACAGAUUGACUAUGGGAAAAAUACCAUAGCCUAUGACAACUAUAUUAAAGCCAUACCCAAAAAUCAAAGAACCAAGGAGCACCCCCAAACUCCCAACAAGUACAAAAAGUAUAGUAGAAGAGGCUGGGAUGGAUCAAUAAGAGUGUGGAGGCAAAAGUUGCAUGUUUUUGAUAAUGAUGAUAGUAAAGAAAAGGAGUGUGCAGCUGUUGGUUCUGUAGAUGAUGCUGAAAUCGAAGGUGCCCUGGACUUCCUCCCUUUUGAUCUAAUCGAUUCCGACGUCGUUCUGUAGACCACUUUUUACUCAUAGAAGUGAAACAACAUUUUAGACCCAAACGAAGACAUGCGCGUAACAUAUUAAAUUUUUGUGUGUGAUCAGUAAGUCUUUAUAUUUAUGAGCUUCCUGAAUUUUCUUUCAAUUUCAAGGCAGUUCUGCAGCUUAAACGGAGCCUUCAAUUUUCGCGUAGUUCAUUUGAGCGAUCUUAACUGUUCAUAACAGCCAAAUAUGUAACUUGUAAUUAAUUAAACACGUUCAAAGCUGUA